This is a messenger RNA of Pelobates fuscus (common spadefoot toad), 1501 nucleotides long. RefSeq names its product caspase 7 (gene CASP7). NCBI's taxonomy places the organism in Eukaryota, Metazoa, Chordata, Amphibia, Anura, Pelobatidae. Gene Ontology annotation, cellular component: cytoplasm. The coding region runs from base 196 to 1140 and encodes 314 amino acids. The transcript is spliced from 8 exons. The record is from RefSeq and is a predicted model, not a curated record. Gene Ontology annotation, biological process: execution phase of apoptosis; apoptotic process; positive regulation of neuron apoptotic process.
CGGGCGAUCCCAAAUGGAACUUUUCAUUUAACAUCUUCAGAGCCAGGAGACAGAGCUUCUUACACAGGAGAGAAAUGGAAAGUGAAAGCAAGUUUGUGCUGUGAGUGAAGGCUACCAACAGUCCGUGUGACCCUGAGAUCGUUGUUUAACCCUGUGAUCUCCAGCGCUGACACUACGCGCAGACUGGACAGCAGUAUGGCAGAGCCACAGGACGCUUUGGUGCCCGAAUCCCCUGUAAAGGGAGAUGAAUUUGAUGAGGGAGAAGUUGGAGAUUCUGUGGACGCAAAACCAGACAGAAGUCAGAGGACAUCAAUAUUUUCCUGGAAAAAGAAGAAUGAUAAGGAGCCAGAAAAUGCAUUGGUUAAAAAUCCCAUUCGCAGUAUCGUCCCUCCUGAGUUCCUGUAUGAGAGGAAUUACCAGAAACUUGGCCGAUGCAUUAUUAUAAACAACAAAAACUUCGAUGCGCAGACAGGAAUGUGCAUUAGGAAUGGCACUGACAAAGAUGCUGGUGAUCUGUUACGCUGUUUCAAAAGUCUGGGAUUUGAUGUGACUGUAUACAACGACCGGACAUGUACACAAAUGGAAACUUUGCUACAAACUGUGGCUCAACAGAACCACAGCGACAGCUCAUGUUUUGCGUGUAUCCUGCUGAGUCACGGAGAAGAAGGUUUGAUUUACGGGACAGAUGGCUCCAUGGCGAUAAAAACCUUAACAACCCUUUUUCGUGGGGACAAAUGCAAAAGUCUUGUUGGAAAACCCAAACUUUUUUUUAUUCAGGCGUGCCGGGGCUCGGAGUUUGAUGAAGGCAUUCAGACGGACUCAGGACCUGCCAAUGAUUCACUGGAGACCGAUGCCAAUCCAAGAUACAAGAUUCCUGUAGAAGCAGACUUCUUGUUUGCUUACUCUACUGUGCCAGGUUACUAUUCGUGGAGAAACCCUGGAAGAGGCUCCUGGUUUGUACAAGCUCUCUGCAGUGUCCUUAGUGAGCAUGGGAAAGAAUUGGAGAUCAUGCAGAUUCUGACCAGAGUAAAUUUUAUGGUGGCUACUAGCUUCGAGUCAUGGUCUGAUGACCCACGCUUCAGUGAGAAAAAGCAGAUUCCAUGUGUGGUCUCUAUGCUGACCAAAGAACUGUAUUUCUAAACCCUCUCUCUCUCUUUUUCAAGUCAAGCUAAAUUGUAUUUUUUUAAAUCAAACCGAGCAUAUCAGACUUGUAUCAUUUCUACCAAAAUCAGGGAAAGGACGAGUUGAAUUAUUUUACCCAUUGCCUCUGGCAGUCUCUCUCAUUGUUUGUGUGGCGUGCCCCACUGAAAUGUUGUAUUUGGCACGUGAUGAGGAACCAGUUAUAUUUCUGUGUAUAUUGUGGGGAAAAACACAAAAGGGAAACAGAAACACCCAUAUAAUAGGACUGAGCUAUGUUUCCAGUAACCAGUCACCACACAUGGUGUUGAAGCCAAUUGGUUGCUGUUUAUUAAGAUCGUGACAGAGGCACCUUGUAUUUUAA